AACCAAUUGCUAAUUUCAUGGUCAUCUGACAACCAUCUCACUGGCCGUGACGACAAAAAUUUUUACACAAUAGCUACCACCAACAAAGAAUCUUUUGUGUAUAGAACAAACUGGUAGUAAAUUGCUGAAAAUAUAUUUCAUUAGAAGUUUUAUAAACAAUAUACGCCCUUAGAAACAUUAUUAAUUUGUGAUAAAGUGUGAUUGGUGCGUGAAAUCGUAAUGUCAACUCCUGCCAGAAGACGCCUGAUGAGGGAUUUUAAACGUCUUCAAGAAGACCCACCUACAGGUGUGUCAGGUGCUCCAACUGAUAACAAUAUAAUGAUCUGGAAUGCUGUGAUAUUUGGCCCCCAUGACACUCCAUUUGAAGAUGGCACAUUCAAACUGACUAUUGAAUUUACAGAGGAGUAUCCCAAUAAACCUCCCACAGUUCGGUUUGUGUCCAAAAUGUUUCAUCCAAAUGUUUAUGCUGAUGGUGGAAUUUGUUUAGACAUCUUGCAAAACAGAUGGAGCCCAACAUAUGAUGUAUCUGCUAUCCUAACCUCUAUACAGUCAUUACUAAGUGAUCCAAACCCAAAUUCACCAGCGAACUCAAUGGCAGCGCAACUAUACAAAGAAAAUCGGAGGGAGUAUGAAAAACGAGUCAAAGCAUGUGUAGAACAAUCUUUUAUUGAUUAGCAGGGUACGGGCAGGACCACAGGGGCUCGGCAUCCGCGCCGGCGUCGCCGGCCGUACCUCCGCGUUCAUUCAUUCAUUGGGACAACCACAUAAAUUAAUAGUAAUUAAUCAACAACACCAUUUCAAUAUACCAAUAAGAUUUUUAGUACCUAAUAAUAAGAAGUUAAAAUUGAAGCCAAUCAUAUUUUUUUAUCAUAUAGCAAGUGUUGAUGCAUUAUUCUUAUAGACAAUAUGGAGCACUGUCAUGUAUUCAGUUAUGUACUUACUGUCAUUAGUAUGUACACAAAGUCAUUUAUGACAUGUUUAUAACCAAAAUUUCCUUUCUAAUGAUGUUAUAAAAUCAAUCACAACCCUUAAAGAGCGUAAGAAAAGCUGUAUGUUAACUUCAUCUGGCUGCCCUACUAAUAACUAAUUACUUAUGCUAAUUUUUAGAUGCAUUGUGCAUGACAUCAAAUUAAUAUAUAUUUAAACUAACAAUUUUGAGUUUGUUAUAUACAUACAUAAUUAGAAAGAUUAAUCACUAUAGGUAUAAUAAACUGUUUGCCUGUAGUAACUUGACUAGUUACCAACAGAUUUCUUACAAAUGCCUGCUAAAAUUCAACUUUUAUUAAAAUUAUUUGAUUACAAAAAAAAUCAACAAUGUUAGAAUGAGAAUCAUAGACGAUAAAAUGCACUUUGCUAAAUUUUGUAUUGAUAAAAUAUGUAUGUUAAUCUUAAGAAGUGUCUGGGUAGUCUCUAAUGUGUCUGGCUGGUAACGCAAUAAUUAACUUAAAAUAUAAUCGUAUUAUACAAGAAGUUUUCAAGAUUCUCAUGAAGUCAUCAUGAUUAUUGUGAAGCGCCUUACUAUCACAGUGUUUACCUUGAAAGAGUACAAGUGAUACUUUAACCCCUACGUUUUUAUAUACAAUAUGCAGCUAUACAUAGUUUUCGGGAUUCUGCACAAAAUAUGCUUGAGUCUCAUUCUAGUUUAUAUUAUAUACCUCUAACAGCAGUGUCCCAAUGGAUAAAAAGUGAAAUACUGUAGUGUUUUCUUGUUUUCUAAUAAAGCUAAAAGUUUGAAAUGAAAUGUCAACGGUUCCAAGGACGUUUUACGUAUGUGUAAUAUUUGUCUUCUAGUAAAAUAUUAUUUUCGGUUUU
Molecule: messenger RNA, 1812 nt
Organism: Leguminivora glycinivorella
Lineage: Eukaryota; Metazoa; Arthropoda; Insecta; Lepidoptera; Tortricidae
Gene: Ubc6
Product: ubiquitin-conjugating enzyme E2-17 kDa
Exons: 3
Coding region: 220-675 (151 amino acids)
Biological process (GO): DNA repair; protein polyubiquitination; proteasome-mediated ubiquitin-dependent protein catabolic process
Cellular component (GO): HULC complex
Molecular function (GO): ubiquitin conjugating enzyme activity
Source: RefSeq, a predicted model, not a curated record